ACCCACACACCAUCAGUCCCUAAUUGUUCCCUAUCACCUCAGGUCCAGACCCACACACUAUCAGUCCCUAAUGGGUCACUAUUCCUUAUCACCUCAGGUCAAGACCCACACACUAUCAGUCCCUAAUGGUUCCCUAUCACCUCAGGUCAAGACCCACACACUAUCAGUCCCAAAUGGUUCCCUAUCACCUCAGGUCAAGACCCACACACUAUCAGUCCCAAAUGGUUCCCUAUCACCUCAGGUCAAGACCCACACACUAUCAGUCCCUAAUGGUUCCCUAUCACCUCAGGUCAAGACCCACACACUAUCAGUCCCUAAUGGUUCCCUAUCACCUCAGGUCAAGACCCACACACUAUCAGUCCCAAAUGGUUCCCUAUCACCUCAGGUCAAGACCCACACACUAUCAGUCCCUAAUGGUUCCCUAUCACCUCAGGUCAAGACCCACACACUAUCAGUCCCUAAUGGUUCCCUAUCACCUCAGGUCAAGGCCCACACACCAUCAGUCCCUAAUGGGUCACUAUCACCUCAGGUCAAGACCCACACACCAUCAGUCCCUAAUGGUUCCCUAUCACCUCAGGUCAAGACCCACACACUAUCAGUCCCUAAUGGUUCCCUAUCACCUCAGGUCAAGACCCACACACCAUCAGUCCCUAAUGGUUCCCUAUCACCUCAGGUCCAGACCCACACACCAUCAGUCCCUAAUGGUUCCCUAUCACCUCAGGUCCAGACCCACACACCAUCAGUCCGUAAUGGUUCCCUAUCACCUCAAGUCAAGACCCACUCACCAUCAGUCCCUAAUUGUUCCCUAUCACCUCAGGUCAAGACCCACACACCAUCAGUCCCUAAUGGUUCCCUAUCACCUCAGGUCAAGACCCUGGGGGGGGACAGGGUAAAUGUCCAUUGGGGGGGACAUCUUGGGCAGGGGGACGAUGGUGGGGAUAACAACCUGAGCUAGAGAGAGUGAAAAUGUUCUGAUAACACAACAGCCAGCUGGUCUGGCCAUGCUCAGAGGGUGCGGCUAGCGUCUUCUAAUCUAGAUUCUUUACACUUUCUAGAGGACAGGGAGCCAUUAUGGACUGUCCCUGUCGUGUAAAUUACAGUAUUGACUGCUCAUUGACUCUGUUGUCUG
This is a messenger RNA of Oncorhynchus mykiss (rainbow trout), 1129 nucleotides long. The record is from RefSeq and is a predicted model, not a curated record. Lineage: Eukaryota; Metazoa; Chordata; Actinopteri; Salmoniformes; Salmonidae.